Lepidothrix coronata (blue-crowned manakin) is the source of this 1933-nucleotide messenger RNA. It is a transcript of the gene CUNH3orf38, whose product is annotated as chromosome unknown C3orf38 homolog. The record is from RefSeq and is a predicted model, not a curated record. The coding region runs from base 134 to 967 and encodes 277 amino acids. NCBI's taxonomy places the organism in Eukaryota, Metazoa, Chordata, Aves, Passeriformes, Pipridae. The transcript has 3 exons.
CCCUCUGUUCCCUCAUGUGGGUGCCAUGAGGAGGCUGAACAGACCAAGAGCCCCCAGCCACCCCUCAUCUGGCUUCCCCUUCCCCAUCUUCACUGCCCUCCUUUGGACACUAUGAUAGCUCCAUAUCUUCCUUAUGUAUCGCUGUGCUCCAAAACGCCCCAAUAUCGCAGAAGCCAUUCAUGCCAUUCUGGUUUACAGCCAGAAUGUGGAAGAACUUCUGAGACGCAGGAAGGUCUAUCGAGAAAUAAUCUUUAAGUAUUUGGCAGCACAAGGAAUUCCAGUCCCUCCUUCCUUGGAGAAACAUCUGCUCAUUGACCGUGUGAGGCAGUUCUGGAGUGGGCAGCUCUCAGCUCGAGCCUUGGAGUCAGGGCAGACAAAACCGCAUGCAGAGAGUCAUGGAGAGGGAGGAAAGCCACCACAAGAUGACAUUGGUGGUCUGGGAGGACAAUUCUGUCAGUGGUACUUUGAACUCCUGAACUCUCAACAUCCCUUGGGAGUAAAAUCUGAAGAUACGUGGGGACCACAGCAUUUCUGGGAGGAUGCCAGAAUGAAAUUCUGCUACAACACUUCGGAAAAGAACAUGGAACAGUACGUUGGUGCAGACAUGGUGAGCCUUCGGCUGCUCUCUUUGGUGAAGGAGGAAUGUCUUCUCUUCAACCCCAACCUGCAUGGCAAUGGCCUCAAAUAUGCCAUGUCUCCUCAUGGCUUGGUGCUGGUGGCAGUGGCUGGCACAGUGCACAGAGACAACACUUGUUUGGGCAUCUUUGAGCAAAUCUUUGGACUCAUCAACUGCCCCGUCAGGAAUAACACCUGGAAAAUAAAACUCGUGAAUCUUAAAAUAGUCGGACAGAACGCUCUGGAGCCUGGGAUGCAGAUUGAGGAACCCUCCAUAAAAUAUGAGCUGAACCAACUGAGAGAGUUCUAUGAUGGGAAGGAACUGACCGUGUUUGAACCUCAGAAAUUCUGAGAAUCUCAGAAAUUUUUUUGCACUGGGUCAGGGUGGAUGCUUGCACCCUUUUCUGAGUAAGAUUUUCUGGGUGGCACACUGAGAUACAAAGUCUAAAGUAUUAACACAAGGAUUACUUGUGGGCACCUUUCCAAGAGCUAUCACAGUAUUACUUCAGGUUUUGCACUGUAGAGUGGAGUUAGUUUGGUUAUCCUGGUACAAAACGUGGUUACAUUUCACUAUGGGCUGGCAGGAAUGUGGAACAGAUGACCUGGGGUUCACAAACUGCACAUUCCUUCUCUUCAAGACACCAGUUUAAACUCUUACCUGAGAUGGAGUAGGAAGUCGUCACACUUGACUUUGGGAAUUUGGGAUGGGCAGGUGUCUAAAUGGACAUCUAAGUCCCAAGAAGCUUUUGGAGAGGGCAGACAAAAUUCUGUGAGUGGAGGGAUGGAGGCAGCUGCCAUUUAUGUUCUGAAUGUGGUUUAAUGGGACAUUGCAGGGAAUUUAACACUGUUGAAGUCUUUUUUUGUUUGCCUUUGGAUGUAUAACUUCCUUUCCUUUUACCUUAUGGUUCCAACUUCUUAAUGAACACAAACUGCUGUUCUGUGUCCCCAAACAGACAGGUUUGAGAUGGUUGCCCAGGCACCCAUUUCUAGCACUGGCUCUCUUGGAUCAAGUAGUUCAUUCCAUAACUUGCAGCAGCACUGUAUGAACCAAAUGCUUUGAUAGUUAUUUUGUAUAUAAUUAUAACAGAGUUCUUUAUAUAAUAGUUGUGAUUUUUGUAUGUUUCCUCAAAAUAAGUAUUUUGUGUACUCUGAGCUGCUUUAUUCCAUUGACUGGAAAUCAGUUUGUUAACACUGGCUGGUUACAACAAUAGGUCAUACUAAGAAAAGUAUCCAAAUACUACUCAAUAACUGAAAUUACUGCAAUUAUAGACCUUGAUUUUUUUUUACUUUAUUUAUUUAUAAGGAAUUAGAGGUGAAA